Molecule: messenger RNA, 1350 nt
Organism: Drosophila busckii
Lineage: Eukaryota; Metazoa; Arthropoda; Insecta; Diptera; Drosophilidae
Product: mucin-5AC
Exons: 2
Coding region: 1-1311 (436 amino acids)
Source: RefSeq, a predicted model, not a curated record
AUGUUCCCCAAGCAGUUUGCCUGGCUUUGUGUCUGUUCAUUUAUAAUAUGCUGCCAAGCGCAGGACUCACAGGAUAGUGCACCAGCAGCGCAACAACUGCAAUUCCAACGUCCAAGGGGGCGUAUACGCAUUGCGGAUAUGCAACGACAGAAUUUAGCUGCUGCCGCACCACCAAUUCCGCUGUUGCGUGAAGUGACAACAACAACAACAACAACAUCUACAACAACAACACCACCGCCACCACCACCAUCGCCGCCCAUUGAAGGCGUAGUCUACGGCAACUGGCAGCCGGAGCAAGUGCCCAAGCAGCGCGUCUUUGGACGUCUGGAAGCUAUGUUAAUGGGUCUGCCUGCAACGGAAGCCGAAGCAGAGCAGCCACAGCUAAGCACUGAACAGCUGGACGGUCAGCCAGGUAACCAACAUAGCUAUGCAGCAGACGAUGCCAGCUUGGAGCAAUCUACAGAGCUGCGUGGUCGUUGGCGCGCCGCCAUGCCCAACCUGCCAUCCGAAUUGCAGCCGCAAGCUGCUUUGGAGGAAGUGCGUCUAAAUGCAACAGAUGCUCUGCUGCGCGCAAUGGCUACACAGCUAAGUGAAUCCAUGGAGACAACUACUGGGCUCAAGCAGCAAACUUUAGCGCAAACUGCUGAGGAUAAUUGGAUGCCCAUAACGUACACCUACUCGACAGCGCAGACACAGACGCGCAUGCAGACGCAGACAGCGCUGCCCACCAAGGCGCCAACCAUGCCCACGUUGCCUGUGGAAUCCUCCACAAUAUCGCUGAGCUGGCCUACAGACUUUGUAGCUGCCGGUUCAAGCAGCACAGAGCGUGCCAGCAGCAUUGAUCGCAUUGAUAACGAUGUCAUUGACACCGCAGAGGAUUACAAGUACUAUCAGGAUACGCUCAACUCGGCGCAGAUGCACAGCGAGCUGAGUGUGCCCGAGUCGGUGGUGCCACAACGCUCGUUGAACAUAACCAAAGUGGGUGUGCCCUAUGAGGAUCGAAACUCAGCCGAGGAGCCCACCAUUUGUGUGCCGCUCACGGUCAUGGAGACGGCCACUGAAAGCGACACACCCGUGCUCGUGGAACUAGAGCGCAUCUAUUGCUUUCCACUGCCCAAAGUGGAAAUACGCACAGUGCAGCUCAAAGAGACGCCCGUCUACGAAGAGGAGCAGCCGCCCAUAAGUUCAAGUGAGAGCAGUCCGGAGACAACCACAGCGCUACCCACGGCAGCGCCAAAAGCAAGCGCCACUUUACCACAAUGCCGCUGGCUGCUGCUCUGGCUGCUGCCGCUGCUAAGCUGGAAGCUUUGAUUCUAUCACAAAAACACACAAAACACACUCACAGUUGUA